This is a messenger RNA of Microdochium trichocladiopsis, 627 nucleotides long. RefSeq lists its product as uncharacterized. The record is from RefSeq and is a predicted model, not a curated record. Lineage: Eukaryota; Fungi; Ascomycota; Sordariomycetes; Xylariales; Microdochiaceae. The transcript is spliced from 2 exons. Bases 217 to 627 code for a protein of 136 amino acids.
GCAAGACUCCAUCAUCAGCCUGUCCUCUGGUCGUCGCUCCGUCUUAUUUAUAUACGCCCAAGGCCCGCCCACGCUAGUGCCAAACUCUAGUGGCAAAAGCAGGCAUCGUGGGGAAGAUGCGGGGGAGCAGCCAAGCCCCGUCGUAGCCCAUCGUCUCGGUACCGUCCUGCCGAUAAGCGACAUCGGCGAGAGCGAAGCAGCACACCGUGUGUGAUCAUGCGACAAUGUCUGAGAGAGCCUCGCGACUGGCGAAUAGUCGUCAUCCUGAUACGUCAACCAAGCACUGUCCGGCGAGCUCAGCCAGGCAUCAAGCAGGGAUAUCACCAACCUGCUGUCAGAAAGCAAUCAGCUGAUGCCGGCUCAUUAUGCACAUCGGAACUGGAGGGCACAUCUAGCCAAUUGAUCCGUAGACCGGUGCCUGCCAUCUUGACCAUCAUCACGAUGCACCUUUUUCUGCAGAUCUUGAGCAAGGCAGCGGCUGAGGUGCCAAGAUUGGUUCAAACGACCAUCUUGCACUGCAUUAUAGCCCGUUUUAGCGCGUGUAAUGAUUAUCCGUUUGAUCAACCGGAAGUCCGAAGCAAGUAUCAGCAAUUGCAGACUAGCCACUCCAUCCGUUUGGUGGCCUAA